This is a messenger RNA of Diabrotica balteata, 509 nucleotides long. NCBI's taxonomy places the organism in Eukaryota, Metazoa, Arthropoda, Insecta, Coleoptera, Chrysomelidae. The record is from the annotation of a GenBank genome assembly.
AGGGGCAUAUAGAAAUGUUGACCAGACUGAGGCAUGAAUUCGAUACCCGAUUUAGUGACUUCAACAAAAUUGAAGCGAUUGCUCAGUUUGUAUCUUAUCCAAAGCUUAUCCCAAACCAUCGAACAGCAUUUCAGCGAAAGCAGACCAGAGACUGAAUUAGAAAUAGUCACACUGCAGAAUGAUUUGUGUUUGAAGAGCGUUGCCGGAAAAGAAAAUUUUUGGUGUCUAGUGUCCAAACAGAAAUACCCAAUCCUAGUCAAUGUAGCUUUGAAAAUUAGUGCCCUGUUUUGUUCCACCUACCUUUGUGAAUCAACGUUUUCAAACAUGAAGUUCAUUAAAAACAAAUACAGAAGCCGACUAACGGAUGAACAUUUGGACUCGUGUAUUAAACUAGGAAUAACAAACUACCAACCGGAUGUUAAAAAACUAACAGACAUGAUGGACUGUCAAUCCUCCCAUUAAAACAAAAUACAUAUGUAUUUUUUUUUCACCAUGUUUAGUUUUUACUU